Messenger RNA from Colletotrichum spaethianum, 1212 nucleotides. RefSeq names its product proline utilization trans-activator. Bases 1 to 1212 code for a protein of 403 amino acids. The record is from RefSeq and is a predicted model, not a curated record. Lineage: Eukaryota; Fungi; Ascomycota; Sordariomycetes; Glomerellales; Glomerellaceae. The transcript has 2 exons. Gene Ontology annotation, molecular function: zinc ion binding; DNA binding. Gene Ontology annotation, biological process: DNA-templated transcription.
AUGAAUCGUCGCGAUGCUGCGUUCCUCUACACCGGUAUGGCCCUUCGUAUGGCCAUAUCACUUGGAUUGCAUCAUGAAAUCGGUUUUAGUCCAGUACCAAGCUCAUUGCAGGGCCAGGAAGCGAAGCUAUCAACACUGGACAAUGCAACUCGCGAGCACAGACGGCGGGUCUGGUGGUCUGUUUACAGUCUGGACCGCAUAUUGUCGGUAAAAUCAGGCAAUCCCAUCACCAUCCAGGACGAAGAUAUCGGCGUAGAUUUACCGUCAAGACUACCUACCGAAGCAGAGUAUUGCCCUGCUGUGGUACUGCGGCACUACACCGAGCUGUCCCGAAUCCUCGGCGAAAUUCACAACACCAUUUAUCGCAAAACAAGCAAGACGGCUCCAAAGUCCGGGAAACGUCUGAUGACUUCGGUUCAGAACAUCGUUUUCAGUCUCUCUAAAUGGAACCGCGACUUGCCGGAAGAGUUGCGCUUUGACCCUGCGCGGCUUAGUAUCAGUCGUGAGAGUGUCAGUACUUUCGCCCAUUACUACCAGUGCAUCAACAUGACUGCGAGACCGUUGCUAUUCCACGUCGUCCAGAAACGCCUUCAGAGGAUUCGCAGCAGUGAUGACCCCGGAGAGAAGCAGCGAGACUGGAAAGAAGGCUUGUCGCAGACGACGGUCAGGGUCAUUGAUAUGUGCAUUGGUGCGGCGCAAGAUUCCAUCAAUAUUAUGACCGUUGCGGCGCAGAGAGACCUAGUCGCCAUGAACGCUGGGCUUGAUCUCCUCAAGGGAAUGGGGGAACGGGGGAACAGUUACAUGGGUGCUCGAUACGAACUUCUCGCCAAUCUUCGUUCUGCUGUCAUGUCAGAACGGGAUACUCACUUCGAGCCCCUGCCUCCUUUUCCGACAAAUUUCUCACCGACGGAGUCAAUGAUGCCAACAGGGCUUGUUUCCGCGCAAGCUACCAUGAUGCCAGCGACCAUGGGAGGUGGGCAUAGCAAUCUUGCUGCGAUGCAAGAAGUUGUUGUUGGCCAGCGGGUUACGUUCCCAGUUGUUGACAACAGCUCGCUUGGCGAGCCCUUCUACGAUGAGAGCAUGAGCACGGUGAUGGACUUUGGCCUCUGGGAGGAGGGCUUCGCCGACCCAGCCAUGGAUGCAAGCUUUGAUUUUUCGCAAUGGACACAAACGGCUGGCAUGACUCAAGCCGAUGAUAGGAUGGAUGUGUAG